Messenger RNA from Anopheles merus, 6617 nucleotides. It is a transcript of the gene raskol, whose product is annotated as ras GTPase-activating protein raskol. The record is from RefSeq and is a predicted model, not a curated record. The transcript is spliced from 5 exons. Bases 423 to 5774 code for a protein of 1783 amino acids. Lineage: Eukaryota; Metazoa; Arthropoda; Insecta; Diptera; Culicidae. Gene Ontology annotation, biological process: regulation of GTPase activity.
GUGUGUGUGUGUGUGUGUGUGUUUGUGUGGGUGGGUAUGUGCGUGUGUGCGUGUGUGUUUGUAUGUGUGUGGCUGUUCCAUCAGUUUCAGCUGAACCAAUUGCUUCAAGUUCAACUCAUAGAACUCAUCAUAUUAGGUGACUUUGGGUGUCGGUCAUUUUUGAUUUUAAAAAAUAGUGUUAUUUCUAAGCAUAUGCCACAGAGUCUAGAGCACUGCGAACAGAGUAUAAAUGAUUUAAAAUGAAAAAGAAAUUUUAUCGUCGAACAUAAAUGUCGGAUUCGAUUGAUAAGAAUCGUUUGAAUCAGCAGGAAUCCUUUAUUUUACAAAUUGAACUAACGUUAGUUUAAUAAAAUCGAACUACAUUAUCAUAAUUAUUGGCAGAGCGAAAAUAUUGAAGUUAAUUCAGUUUUGGAAUUUUACGUAUGGCUUCCGACGCGUUAUUCUCGUCCACCGCGGAAUCUUCACGCCGAAGAUCAACAUUCUAUGUACCAUUGACCACCCCAACAUCUGAGGAAAUUGAAAGUAUACAUGAGAUCGCAGAAACCACAGUUUCUGUUGAAAAAGAGUGCUCGCAGGAUAGCCAGCUUUUUUCUAUAGAGAGCACCUAUCAACCGGACUUGAGUGCAUGUAGCUUUGCUUGGAGUUUGAAUGAUUCAUUUAAUGACAAUUUGGACCAUGCGGCAUGUAAAAGUGAACAAGAAAACAAAAUAAAACGCUAUGGUGUGGUUUUGAACGCUAGUGUAAACAUAGACGAUGACGAAACAAAGUGCCAUGAGGAACAAACUUCUCGUCGCCUUCAACCGAAUACGUCAACACCGUUUCGGUUGGGAAAAUCGCGAAGCCGAAGCAACAUCUUAUCCAAUCUAUCAAAGGAUCAUGGUAUCGCCAUAGAAAAACUCGCAAGCUGCAGUGGAAUCGUAUGUGAUUUGAUUAGAAGAGAACAGUCCAAUACAAUGUCAGACAAUUCAAUACUAACGACAAAAGACAAAUCCAAGACGUUGCCACAGAAUUUAUUUCUUGUGAAUUCAAUGCCACCGAAGAGUUCUUUCUUACACCAUUCCUCAUCACGCAUUGGGAACAACAGCUCGUUCGAUAAUAAAAAAUCGAGUAGUAUUGCAGGACUAUCUUCCAAACUUCCCGCACCUGCCAUGGAUUAUAUGAUUAGUCCUACAAAAUCUAUCAGUUUCAUACGGCGAACCCAUUCCACCAAAAUUACGAGAAGCAAUUCAUUGCUGAAAAGCCUUACUUCUAAAUGCGUUGAUCAAAACGGUUGUAACACAAGUCUGCUUCGAAUACCAGUCAAAGAAUUAGAAUACACUCGACUAUGCCGUAUAUUGGAAAAACCUGCACAAUUAGAUCAUAUGAUAAGAGAUAUCUUUAUUUCAUGUAAAGACGAGAAAGUGGAAGAAAACGCUGUACAUUCAGACACAUCGUAUGAAAAGGCGUGUCGUCGAGGAUCAGCACCUGGCACACCUGUUAUGGGUCAAAAGGGAGAGUCAACAUCAAGAUUUACAAAUUUCUUCUCUAAAAGAUCCUUUCGAUCUAUUCCAUUAAAACGGACUAAAUCUGUAAUUAAAUUAGAACGUUCAAAACGUGGACAAGGAGGUAUCAGGGGUUCUAGGUCACACGAAAGUCUGCUAUCCACUCACGUAGUAAUGUCUAAUAUUGAUUUAGCUUGCAACGAAACUAUCGAAGUGGUUCCUGUGCAUUCGUCUGUCCUUGGUAGACGCCAUUGUUUUCAAGUGCGAGGUAUUUCGCGUGAAGAGCGUUAUUACUGCUGUGGGACACGGCAAGAACGUGAUAUAUGGAUACAUAGCUUGCGUAAAUCUAUCUCUCCAAACAAAGACAAUCGGCGACGACUAGAUAAUUCAUUGAAAAUGUGGGUUUAUGAAGCAAAAUCAUUACCACCAAAAAAGCGUUACUUUUGUGAGAUAUAUAUCGAUAAAACGUUAUACGGUCGAACAUCCGUAAAAUUGCGAGCAGAUCUCCUUUUUUGGGGUGAAUACUUCGAUUUCCCAGAUAUUCCAAAAGCAAGCAUUAUCACCGUAAAUGUGUAUCGAGAAGCAGAAAAGAAGAAAAAAAAAGAUCAACAUGUGCUCGUUGGAUCGGUAGCCAUUCCCAUUGAAAAAGUUGCAGCGAGAACUUUUUCCGAAGAUUGGUAUCAAAUUUCGAUGGAGAAACAGGACAACGUAAUAAAAAGCUCAUCCAAAGAUCCCGCACCAACACUUAGAAUCAAAUGUCGUUACCAAUCGAUUGAUAUUAUGCCAUUGGAUGUCUACGGAGAAUUUAACGAAUUUUUGAAGAAAAAUUACAUAAAAGUUUGCGAAGUUAUUGAACCAAUCAUCGGAGUUAAAGCAAAAGAAGAUAUUGGACAAGCAUUGGUACUUCAAAUGCAUUCUCAAGGAAUGGCUGCUAUAUUUUUGUCUGAUGUGGUUGCGUUAGAUUUAUUGCGAGUUGGUGAUCAAAGACUAACGUUUCGCGGCAAUUCUUUAGCCACGAAAAGUAUGGAAGCGUUUCUUAAGCUCAUCGGAGAGCAAUACUUACAGGACACGUUGUCUAUUCAGAUAACGGAAAUAAUUGCGUCCGAUCGAGAUUGCGAAGUAGAUCCAACUAAAGUGAAUGGAUCGUUAUCGCGUCAACAGCAGGCGCUUCGAAGAACUGUUAAAUCCGUGUGGAUAGCAAUUGCUGAGAGUAGUAAGAAUUUUCCCAAGCAGCUAAGAGAUUGUUUUGCAACAUUUCGUGAACGAUUACAUGAUUUGGAUCGCGAAGACAUGGCAGACAAUUUAAUAAGCGCUUCUAUAUUUCUGCGUUUCUUAUGCCCAGCCAUUAUGUCACCUAGUUUGUUUAACAUCACUAAUGAGCUUCCACCAGCGCGUGCAACACGAAAUUUGACUCUUGUUGCCAAGACACUCCAAACGUUGGCAAAUUUCACACGGUUUCAAGGAAAAGAAAAUUUUAUGGAAUUUUUAAACGAUUUUCUGGAACAAGAAGCACCACGUAUGAAGCAGUUUCUUUACGACAUAUCGUGCUCCAAUUUUAGUAAUCGAGACAAUUUUAUGGAUUGGUCUGGAUGUAUCGAUCAGGGUAAACAGUUGUCCAUUUUGCAUAGCUUACUGUACGAAAUAGUGCUAAACCUACCAGCAGAUAAACAAUAUGAAAUUCAGCCACUGCCAGCAAUUCUUGCGACGAUUACGCAUUGCAAGCAAGUAAAUUGCACAACAUUAAAUGCUGAUCAAUAUUGUACUGGAAAACCGCACAAUGUUCAGAUCAAAGAAAACUUACUAUCAAAAAAAGAAGACAUUCUUCAAAGUGCUGGUUCCGCCAAAAUGUUAUCCAAAGAAUAUUCCACGAAGAGAAACCCAAAAAUGCUCAAAAACGAAUGUACCUUACAAUCGUCAAAUACUCUUCAACCGUCGACACAUUCAUCUAAUUUUUCUCUGCAUUAUUCUACGAGUACUUCUACUAACUCAUUAGUCAAUAACACAAAACAGUUGCACAAAGAUGCCACAGAUAAAAAUGACGACGUAUGUGCAAUGGGCAAGCUUAAUUUCAAUAGCCAAUAUGGCUCGAACAUCAUCUGUAAUGGUAGUUUACGGACUUAUUCAUCUAGAGGAGCUACAUCUUUCGGUGCCGUGAACAGCAUGACGUCGAACAGUUUGCGAAACGAAAAAGAAAAAUCGAAUAAUGUACAAGGUGAUAUUCGAGCCAAUACGUUACCACGUUAUAACAAUUAUACGACAAGCGUUUCCAUUGGCGAAAAUACUUGUCUAGAAGGCAGUAACUCGGUAGGGAACGAUCACGAAGUCAACGGAAAUUCAAGGUUAAAUGGAACCAAUAAGAAUCUUAUCCAAAUUGACAUCGAUCUCACCAAUCCAAUGAACAGGAAAAGUCCCACGCCAUUAUUCAAACACAUAUCGUGUUGUCAUUACAUCGCUAACAAUCGAAUUCAAGAAGGGUCUCACCAACGUCUUACAAGUCCAGGCUCUAAUCUUAGCGACUUGGAUAAGAAUGCAUUUAAUUUGGGUAUUCCGCACAAUGAUACAAAUCGAGAACAGCAAUAUUCUCAAUAUAUCUACCCAGCACCUGCGCUGAAAGCUUCUAAUAUCACAACAAUAUCUUCGUUUGUACCGCGUCAGUUGCCAACAACAUUCAACCCAUCCAAAAUGCCAAUGAGUCUAGAAGAUUUGGAAGAUUUGUUAAAUUAUGCUGAUGAACAAAAUCAAACUUCGUUUAGCGAAAGUGUUUCCAACCGUGGUGGAUGCGAUCCAUGUGGUACAAAUACCAAAGCAAAUAUACCUUCCAACGGUAGCAAUGCGUCUAUUAGUCAAAUCUCGAACAUAUGUAGUUCCGGCUAUCAAAGUAUCCCUACGCAAUCGACGAGCUCAAGUCCGGUAGAAUCAACUGGCGAGCAACAUAGUAUAGUUACUAAUAGAGCAAUACCAUCACGUGAAUUAACAUCUACCCUUAUUAGUUGCAAUAUAGAAACAAGUCAAAAAUUAUGCAUGAAUGAUCAAGCAAUCGCCAAAGCAGAUUUACCAGUAUCCAGUAUUAACAUGCAGCUAUCCAAUAAAAGCGAUCCGCUCGUCACAUCACACGGAACCGUUCAUCACUUUUACGAUCGUAAAACGCCAUAUGAACAAAGCAAUGUGAACAGAAUUUUAAACAACAAUUACGUUGAUAUCUCGUACGAUGUCUUGUCACCAUGUAAAAGUCCGAUUGCAAGCAAAACAACUGAAUGCACCAGCCUUGGAAUUGAUGAACAUAACGAUUUAUCAGAUGCUGUAGAGUAUUUUGGAAUAAAUCGUACUAAUCCUCAUUCACGACAGAAAAGAAAAGCUAUACAUGGUAUCCGCAGAAGUGGUGAUAGCAUACAAAGUGAGUCGAGCGACGAUGAACGAGUCAGCAAUACCACAUCAGAAAACUUUAAUGAUAUUGAUUCGUUAGUCACGGGAAACGUAUCAGCUUUAGAACGAAAUCAUAUUUCGAUAAGCAAUGCUAACGAUUAUGAUCAAGCUUCUACGAGUUUAUUUGGAUGUCGAUUAGGAUGCAGGCGUAUGCCGCGAACUAAUCCAUUGAUGCAGUAUGAUAAGGAUGAUGUAUCGGAUAUCGUUGGCCAUGCACUAUGUGGAAAUAGCGGUGUCGAUACUGCUUUGACAAACCAUCAAAGAAAUCAAAGUUUUCAAAGCCGCCUUCAUCGACGUCUAUCGAUAGAGUGUGCACGAGCCCUAUCAGAUAGCUCUACCGACGAAACUGAAAGUGAAAAAACGAAAACUUUCAACUUGAACCAGCACACAGCGCAACAUCAUAAUUUUAGCAUGUGUACUACAACCCAUACAAAUAUUUUCCGCGAAAAUGACACCAGAAGGCGAAGGAAUGCCAAUAAAUCAGUUGAGCAGUGUGAGAGAGAAAUUCAGAGGCUACAGGCAUCAUUAGACUCCAUGCGUAAAAAACUAGAAAUGUCUGAGCCAGCAGAAGGAAACGCCAAUAAACUGGCAGCGAUUACACAGCAAAGCGACAGUAAAAUUCGAAGCAUAAUAGGAAGAUUGCUGACUAUGGAGGAAGAACUGCGACAAGAGCAAUACAAAAUGUCUUUAGUUUUGUCACACAAACAACGUGUAAUUGAAGCUCAAGGAAAACAAAUUGCAGCCUUAGAUGCGGCAAACAAUCGACUGCUAUCCGCAUUAUCUACCUUGCAGAACCGAUAUGAAAGUCAAUCAAAUCAAAGUGAUGAUAAUUCAUCAUCGCAUCCAAACGCGGGUGCAUCCUCUUGCUAGAUGUAAAUAAUUAUCAUGUAAUACCACAUUAUCAUGUCUAGACGACCCAAAAAAUCUUCUGCGACAAUGUUUGGCGACGCUUUCCAUGAUAGAUGGAACUGUCUGUGUUUUAGCACGAAAUUAUGGCUAAGCUGGGUUAUUUCGUCUGUGAAAAACUCACAAAGCCGCUUUAAACUCGGUUGCCCCUGAUUUUGUUCUAAAAUUGAGAAGGUUUUUUUUUAGAAUAAAGAGCUCGCAAAAUUAUGUCGCGGUACAAAAGAUGGUCGUGUGGAAGCAGUAGCCGGCAUCGCGAAAGAAAUAGUUAAAGGGUAUUUUAAUUGAAUUUAGACUAGUGGUAUAUAUUUUUUUUGUAUCGUCGCAAUAGGUAUUUGACUAUCAUAAUCUAUUUUUGAUUACGAGUAAUGGAUUAUUGACUAGCAGCAAUUGAUUUCUGCAGGUCCCUGCAUGACAGCCUAAGAGCGUCGCGUUUAUAACACUCGGUGUGACAGAUCUACCUGAAUAAUAAUCUGUGGAUACUAUUUAAUUUCAUCCACCAAUUACUUUAAAGGAUUUGUUUUACUAUCUAUAUCAUCCACAAAAUAAGAGAUAUUUUAUCUGAUAUGUUUUCGGUGAUUUUGUUUGGAUUUCAUGAAUGAACAAUCCAGAUCAAAAGCACUUAACGGUUAAAUUGAAAUAUGCAGUAGUGGACCCAUAGGCAUGACCGAACUAUAAGUAGGAUUGAGCAAGUUGUUCAGCGUGGCCGUUGUUCAUUGAGCAAGUUGUUCAGCGUAUAUGUAGUUAUAUCAAUUUUCGAUCGAAUACCAGUACAGGAUUGAACACAAUAAAACUAAAUUUUUCAAAUAA